This is a messenger RNA of Olea europaea var. sylvestris, 1602 nucleotides long. RefSeq lists its product as uncharacterized. The transcript has 2 exons. The record is from RefSeq and is a predicted model, not a curated record. The coding region runs from base 1 to 1602 and encodes 533 amino acids. NCBI's taxonomy places the organism in Eukaryota, Viridiplantae, Streptophyta, Magnoliopsida, Lamiales, Oleaceae.
AUGGUCAAUCCAAAAGAGCAAGUUCAAGCUAUUACAACUAGAAGUGGGUUGCAACUUCCAGAGAUUCAUGUGAAGAGACCAGACAGAAAAGACAAAGAGGUAAUGGGUAAAAAGAUUGGGACAAAAGCAGAGUCUGAACAACCAACUAACGAGGAGGAUAAAAUGAAAGAAACACCCACAGUGAGAGCACCCAACCCUGUGAAAGAUUAUGUGCCACCAAUUUCAUUUUCUCAAACAUUACAGAGAAAGAAAUUGGACAAGCAGUUUGCCAAGUUUGUGAAGAUUUUCAAGAAACUGCACAUCAAUAUUUCAUUUGCAGAUGAAAUAGCCCAAAUGCCCAGCUAUGCAAAAUUCUUGAAAGAGAUCCUAUCUAAUAAAAGAAAGAUGGAAGAACAUGAGACUGUCUGCCUGAACGAGAAGUGCAGUGCAAUUCUAUUGAAAAAGCUACCUCAUAAACUAAAAGACCCAGGGAGUUUCACGAUACCUUGCACAAUUGGGUCUAAUUAUUUUGAGCAUUCUUUAUGUGAUUUGGGUGCCAGUGUUAACCUUAUGCCUCUCUCUGUUUACAGGUCUCUUGGAUUAGGAAAAACAAAGCCUACAACCAUCUCUUUGCAACUGGCUGACAAAUCGAUCAAACGACCAAAGGAGAUUAUUGAAGAUGUGCUAGUCAAAGUUGACAAAUUUAUCUUUUCGACUGACUUCAUUAUUUUGGACAUGGGGAAAGACUUAAACAUUCUUCUGAUCUUAGGAAGACUCUUUUUGGCUACUGGAAGAGUACUGAUUGAUGUUUAUGAUGGAAAGAUGAUUUUUUGGAUGGACAAUGAGCAAGUUAUAUUUAACGUGUUCAAGGCAAUGAAACAUCCAUUGACUUCCGACACUUUUUGCCAAAUAGAUGUUUUUGAAAAACUUGUGGCAGAUGCAUUUGAGACAGAGCAUCACACAAAUCUUUGUGAGGUGGAACUUGUGCAAGGAAAAGCUGAAUAUGUUUUUGAAAAACUUGUGGCAGAUGCAUUUGAGACAGAGCAUCACACAAAUCUUUGUGAGGUGGAACUUGUGCAAGGAAAAGCUGAAUGUGUUGUUAACUUGGUCGACCAACCAAUAAGAAGAAGACAUUGGCAGUAUGAAUCUCUUGGCGACAACCUUUCACCCUCAGUACCUUCAGUAGAAAAGACACCCACUCCUGAACUAAAAUCCUUGCCUUCACAUCUUCAUUAUGCAUAUUUGGGAGACUCCACAACACUUCCAGUAAUCAUCGCGAAUGAUAUGACAAGGGAAGAGGAGAAUAAAUUGUUGGAGGUACUUAAGCAGCGCAAAACAACAAUUGGAUGGACAAUAGCUGACGUCAGAGAAAUCAGUCCAAUUCUUUGUAUGCACAAGAUUUUAAUGGAAGAUGGGUCAAAGCCAUCAGUCGAAGGACAAUGCAAAUUAAAUCCAACCUUGAAAGAAGCAAUGCGAAAAGAAGUGUUGAAAUUAUUGGAUGCAGGUAUUAUCUAUCACAUCUCUGAUAGUUCAUGGGUGAGUCCAGUGCAUGUUGUGCCUAAAAAUGGUGGAAUCACAGCGGAGAAGAAUGAGUUGAUACCAACACGGUUAGUGACAGGGUAG